AACCAUAACCAUAACCCUUCGCCUCUCUUCUCACUGGGUCCACUUCUUCCUCCGUCGCCGCUCACUUCGGACAGGAACCGAGUUCGAUGUCCCUCGAUCUGUCUGGUCUUUCAGUUUCCUCUGUUCCUCGCCUCUCGUUCGCCGGCCAUCGCCUUCGGGAGUUUCGCCUGAAAGGGUACUUCUGCAAGAGAACAACAAUUCGGUGUUCAAUGAAGUCUUAUAGAUUGUCCGAUCUUGCUUAUUCCGAGGUGGAAAAGCUCAAGGCACGCCCACGCAUUGACUUCUCAUCAAUUUUCAGCACAGUUAACCCCAUUAUUGAGGCUGUUCGAAGCAGAGGAGAUGCUGCUGUCAAAGAAUUCACUGAAAAGUUUGACAGAGUUCAACUAAAUAACAUUGUCGAGGAUGCGUCUGAACUUCCUGUUCCUCAGCUUGACAAAGCAGUUAAAGAAGCAUUUGAUGUUGCAUACGACAACAUAUAUGCAUUUCACUUGGCCCAAAAAUCAACAGAAAAAAGCAUCGAGAAUAUGAAAGGUGUCAGAUGUAAAAGGGUCCCGAGAUGUAUUGGCUCCGUUGGUCUUUACGUGCCUGGUGGAACAGCUGUUUUGCCUUCUACUGCCCUGAUGCUUGCAAUUCCUGCUCAAAUCGCUGGAUGCAAGACUGUUGUUCUUGCAACUCCACCAGCUCAGGAUGGAAGCAUUUGUAAGGAAGUGCUAUAUUGUGCAAAGAAGGCCGGUGUAACUCACAUACUUAAAGCCGGGGGAGCACAGGCCAUAGCUGCCAUGGCUUGGGGGACAGAUUCUUGUCCUAAGGUUGAGAAGAUUUUUGGUCCGGGCAAUCAGUAUGUAACUGCUGCUAAGAUGAUUCUUCAGAACAGCGAGGCGAUGGUUUCCAUUGAUAUGCCUGCCGGCCCUUCAGAAGUCUUAGUCAUAGCUGACGAGCAUGCCUGUCCAGCUCAUAUCGCAGCGGACUUGCUUUCUCAGGCUGAACAUGGUCCAGAUAGUCAAGUUGUCCUUGUUGUAGUUGGGGAUAAUAUAGAUCUGACAGCCAUUGAAGAAGAAAUAACCAAACAGUGCAAAAGCCUUCCAAGGGGAGAGUUUGCUUCGAAAGCUCUAAGUCACAGUUUCACAGUCUUUGCUCAAGACAUGGUCGAGGCAAUAUCCUUCUCAAACCUAUAUGCACCCGAGCAUUUGAUUGUCAAUGUCAAAGACGCUGAGAAAUGGGAGGGUUUCGUCGAGAAUGCAGGUUCGGUGUUUCUUGGACCAUGGACUCCAGAAAGCGUAGGGGACUAUGCGAGCGGUACAAACCAUGUUCUUCCGACCUAUGGCUACGCACGUAUGUAUGGAGGCGUAUCUCUGGACUCUUUCCUCAAGUACAUGACCGUACAGUCCUUAACCGAGGAAGGUCUGAGAAGUCUUGGUCCCCAUGUUGCAACAAUGGCGGAAGUUGAAGGUCUUGAAGCUCAUAAGAGAGCAGUGACCCUCAGACUCAAAGAUAUCGAAGCCAAGCAAAUCUCCUGAUAUAUGAAAAUCGUUUUGUUUUUGCUUGUUGAGAACAAGAGGAUGCAAAAAAAACAGUGUUUUAUUUUCAAGGUGUUGGAUUCGGUUCUGUUGUGAUUUGGAUUUUAUGGGACAGAACACAGCUGAGUUCCUGCCUUGCAGGAACUAAUUUCGUUUAAUAAUAUUUUUUUUU
Molecule: messenger RNA, 1689 nt
Organism: Tarenaya hassleriana
Lineage: Eukaryota; Viridiplantae; Streptophyta; Magnoliopsida; Brassicales; Cleomaceae
Product: histidinol dehydrogenase, chloroplastic-like
Exons: 14
Coding region: 87-1517 (476 amino acids)
Biological process (GO): L-histidine biosynthetic process
Cellular component (GO): chloroplast stroma; cytoplasm
Molecular function (GO): histidinol dehydrogenase activity; metal ion binding; NAD binding
Source: RefSeq, a predicted model, not a curated record